Molecule: messenger RNA, 1328 nt
Organism: Histoplasma capsulatum G186AR
Lineage: Eukaryota; Fungi; Ascomycota; Eurotiomycetes; Onygenales; Ajellomycetaceae
Exons: 3
Coding region: 11-1135 (374 amino acids)
Cellular component (GO): SUMO-targeted ubiquitin ligase complex
Molecular function (GO): ubiquitin-protein transferase activity
Source: RefSeq, a predicted model, not a curated record
GAUAUUUAUCAUGAAUGGAGACCCGAAUAUUCAGCUUUUGGCUGUCCGACAGGCGAGAAAAAGACCUCACCAUGAGAUGAUAGAGUCACAUUCUCAUAGUAGAAGUACAUCCCCAUGGGAUUAUGCAGAGCCAUCUGGUUCGAAUCAUGGGACCCGUUCUUUCUCUACUCAUCGACCAACACUGCCACCCCUCCCACAGAUGAGAUUCCCAGGCGACGGCUACGAUUUCAGAAGACCGAUUAUGGCAUCCGCAUCAGCACCAACCUCCUCCCCUCCGCCCCCUCCGCAUCAGGAAAAUGUCAUUGAUUUGACAGAUGAGCCGGAUAACAUUCUGUCAGACAGAGGCCCUCAAACGCCUCUAAGACAACCAGCAGGCCGUAGAUCACGCCCACCCCGAUUCGGAAGAAACAUCAUGGCAGAUGUUGUUGAUCUGGAUGAAGAGUCAUCAACUGCAAACGAGCCCCAUCACUUUUCGAGCCCAGAAGUACAGUUCUUAGGCACUCAAAUACGCCCAGCAGAAGAAACCCGCCAGAAUGGGAUUCGUCAUCGAAAUCAAGACGCGCCUCCCCACUUAAGAGGCUCGAGCCUUGUGGAUAUGAUCAGGAGAAUUCGCGGGAGCGGGCCCCCUUCGUCAUACCUCCAGCGGCAGGAAACAAUUCGAGAAGAAAUGGGCCUCAGGAACCGUAACCUUGCGCGUGACCUUCCUACCAACAUUACUCCGUUUUGGAUCGGGGAACAGCCCAUUCAGGGCGAAUUAGAAGAUGAUUUCCCCAUUGAGUUGGAUUACAGGACUACUGGAUUUGGUGCCGGCGAGACACGGCGAACGCCUGCAUAUGUGGCUCCAGCAGCUCCACCUCCAGGUUUUACAAGGACUGUCGGGGAGAAUGAGGUUGUGGUUUGUCCAAACUGUGACCAUGAGCUAGGGACCGGUGAUGAUGCAGUGAGGAGACAGAUAUGGGUGGCUAAGCCAUGUGGACAUGUUUACUGUGGCCAAUGUACGAAAUACCGAGCCCGCUCAAGAAAGCGGACAGACAGUGCCAGCUCACCAAAAACAAAACCAUUUGCAAAAUGCGUGGUGGCCGACUGUGGCAAAACAAUUAGCCAACCUCGUGCGAUGUUUCAAAUCUACCUCUAGCCCUCCCUCUCUAUUUUCCCCCAUUUUAUUCCCUUUUUGGCAUUUAUUUUUCCUCUUCGGUUUCCUUGUAUUGAAGCAUAGCGACGGUAUCUUUGGAAUUGUAUAACGACUUGUACAUAUAUGCUUUAUUAUAUGGAGCGGGGCACACCUAGGAUUUUAAAGAAAUAAUUCAAACGUCUUUAGCUGCGGUGAU